Molecule: messenger RNA, 7431 nt
Organism: Odocoileus virginianus texanus
Lineage: Eukaryota; Metazoa; Chordata; Mammalia; Artiodactyla; Cervidae
Gene: TTLL7
Product: tubulin tyrosine ligase like 7
Biological process (GO): protein polyglutamylation; microtubule cytoskeleton organization
Cellular component (GO): cilium
Molecular function (GO): tubulin-glutamic acid ligase activity; tubulin binding
Source: RefSeq, a predicted model, not a curated record
GGAAGCCGAGGAGCGCGGGAACCGCGCAGGGACCGUCCGCAGCCCGGAGGCGAGGACCCAGGGGCUGGGCUCUCCUCACCCCGGGUACCUUCUUAUCUCAUAAUUUCAGUGUCCUGAAAUCUGAGGAUUCCACCGAGAUAAUAUGAUAGGAACUUGCAGUGAUUUGGAACCGCAUCCUACUUAGACUAAUGCAGGUCUUCCAGGUUUCCUAAGAGCUAGUACAGCAACUCACACUGCUCGUUGAUCCGCACAGACAAGAAUGCCGUCUCUGCCUCAGGAAAGAGUUAUUCAGGGACCUACUCCCCUGGAUCUGAAUACAGAAUUGCCUUAUCAAAGCACGAUGAAAAGGAAAGUCAGAAAGAAGAAAAAGAAGGGAACCAUUACAGCAAAUGUUGCUGGGACAAAGUUUGAAAUUGUGCGUUUAGUAAUAGAUGAAAUGGGAUUUUUGAAAACGCCAGAUGAAGAUGAAACAAGCAAUCUUAUAUGGUGUGAUUCUGCUGUUCAGCAAGAGAAGAUUGCAGAGCUGCAAAAUUACCAGAGGAUCAACCAUUUUCCAGGAAUGGGGGAGAUCUGUAGGAAGGAUUUCCUAGCGAGAAAUAUGACCAAAAUGAUCAAGUCCCGGCCUCUGGAUUAUGCCUUUGUUCCUCGAACAUGGAUCUUCCCUGCUGAAUAUACACAAUUUCAAAACUACAUGAAAGAAUUAAAGAAAAAAAGAAAGCAGAAGACUUUUAUAGUAAAACCAGCUAAUGGUGCAAUGGGUCAUGGGAUUUCUUUGAUAAGAAAUGGUGAUAAGCUUCCAUCUCAGGAUCAUUUGAUCGUUCAAGAAUACAUUGAAAAGCCUUUUCUAAUGGAAGGUUACAAGUUUGAUUUAAGAAUUUAUAUCCUGGUAACAUCAUGUGAUCCACUAAAAAUAUUUCUCUACCAUGAUGGACUUGUGCGAAUGGGAACAGAGAAGUACAUUCCACCUAAUGAGUCCAACUUGACCCAGUUGUACAUGCAUCUGACAAACUACUCUGUGAACAAGCAUAAUGAACGUUUUGAAAGAGAUGAAACUGAAAACAAAGGCAGCAAACGUUCCAUCAAAUGGUUUACAGAAUUCCUACAAGCAAAUCAGCAUGAUGUUGCUAAGUUUUGGAGUGAUAUUUCAGAAUUGGUGGUGAAGACUCUGAUUGUAGCAGAACCUCACGUCCUGCAUGCAUAUCGAAUGUGCAGACCUGGUCAACCUCCAGGAAGUGAAAGUGUCUGCUUUGAAGUUCUGGGAUUUGAUAUUUUGUUGGAUAGAAAACUAAAGCCAUGGCUUCUGGAGAUCAAUCGAGCUCCGAGCUUUGGCACUGAUCAGAAAAUAGACUAUGAUGUGAAAAAGGGAGUGCUGCUAAAUGCACUGAAGCUACUAAAUAUUAGGACCAGUGAUAAAAGGAAAAACUUGGCUAAACAAAAAGCUGAAGCUCAAAGGAGGCUUUAUGGUCAGAAUUCAAUAAAAAGACCCUUACCAGGUUCCUCAGAUUGGGAACAACAAAGACAUCAGUUGGAAAAGCGGAAAGAAGAGCUGAAGGAGAGACUCGCUCAGGUACGGAAGCAGAUCUCGAAAGAAGAACACGAAAAUAGACACAUGGGGAAUUACAGGCGAAUUUAUCCUCCUGAAGAUAAAACACUACUUGAAAAGUAUGAAAAUUUGUUGGCUGUUGCCUUUCAGACCUUCCUUUCAGGAAGAGCGGCUUCAUUCCAGCGAGAGCUGAAUAAUCCUUUGAAAAGGAUGAAGGAGGAAGACAUUUUGGAUCUUCUGGAACAAUGUGAAAUUGAUGAUGAAAAGCUAAUGGGCAAAACUCCCAAGUCUCGAGGACCAAAGCCUCUGUCUUCCAUGCCCGAGAGCACCGAGGUGCUGAGAAGACAGAAGUACUGCAGCAGUGACAGCAGCUACGGCAGCAGCAGCAGCUCUUCAGAAUCGGACGAAAAUGAAAAAGACGCGUACCAAGAUAAGGAAAGAGAAAAGCAAGUUCCGUAUAAUCUUAAACAGUCCAACCACUACAAGUUCAUCCAGCCAGCCAGCUCCAUAAGGCGUUCAGUCAGUUGUCCCCGGUCCAUCUCUUCUCAGUCACCAUCUUGUGCAGACAUCCGCCCCUUUUCUGCUCAGCAAGUGAUAUCAGCAUCCCGGCUGACUUCAGGGUCUCGGUCCCAUUCUUUAAAUCGUGCCUCCUCCUACAUGAGGCACCUGCCUCAAAGUAAUGAUGCCAGCUCCUCUGACUCUCUAACGAGUGAGUCUUUGCGGAAACUGAGACCAAAAGAACAAGAAGAUGAUCUAACAAGUCAGACCUUAUUUGUUCUCAAGGAUAUGAAGAUCCGGUUUCCAGGAAAAUCAGAUGCAGAAUCAUUAAUUCUGAUAGAAGAUAUCAUUGAUAACUGGAAGUAUCAUAAAACAAAAGUGGCUUCAUAUUGGCUCAUAAAAUUGGACUCUGUAAAACAACGAAAAGUUUUGGACAUAGUGAAAACAAGUAUCCGUGCAGUUCUUCCACGUAUCUGGAAGGUACCUGAUGUUGAGGAAGUGAAUUUGUAUAGAAUUUUCAACCGAGUUUUUAAUCGCUUACUCUGGAGUCAUGGCCAAGGUCUGUGGAACUGUUUUUGUGAUUCAGGAUCCUCUUGGGAGAGUAUUUUCAAUAAAAGCCCGGAAGUGGUGACUCCUUUGCAGCUUCAGUGUUGCCAGCGCCUGGUCGAGCUUUGUAAACAGUGCCUGCUAGUGGUUUACAAAUAUGCAAGUGACUCCAGAGGAUCACUCUCAGGCAUUGGUACUGAUUGGGGUAAUUCCAGGUAUUUACUACCAGGAAGUACACAAUUCUUCAUGAGAACACCAACCUACAACUUGAAAUACAGUUCACCUGGAAUGGCUCGCUCCAAUGUUUUGUUUACAUCCCGAUAUGGCCAUUUGUGAAACAGAAGGGAAGAUCGCCAUGGGUUAUGCAUAAUAGCAAUUCAUAUUUUUCCCAAUUUAACAUUGAAAAGACAGUCACCAUUAACUACUGUUUUAUGUAUAUAUGACAUAUAUGUGUGUGAAAAUAUGUACACACAUGCAGUCAAAUAACACAUAUAUUUAUUAUAAUAUAUGAAAGAAGAAUUAGCAGGAAACUGGAUAUAAGAUUUAACCUUUCUGGAAAUGUAAUAAACCAUGUUAAAAUUGUUUACACAAAUAUGUGAAUGUCUAGAAUUUGCUAGGUUUAUAAUUAAUACCUUCCUACUAGAAAUGUUAUUUUUGCUGCAGAGUAUAUAAAACAGAAUUGAUCUUGAAGAUCCCAUUACAGUGUUAAAUUAUUUUCUAGAUAAUACUUUUGACUUAAAAAGAAUUAAUAGUAUAUUACUUUAUUAAUUCUCUUAUAUAUAUUAGUAGCCAUUUAAAAUGAAAACAAAAAUUAGAAGCUUGGUGUUGCUUGAUGAUAGGACUAAGUAUAAAAUGGGUUUGUCAUUACUAUAGCACACAGUAGCAUGCUAUUAAUAUAAAAAUCCCACCCGGAUUGUCCAAUAUUUUUAUUCCUCAGUGUGGGAAUCUAGCUACUUGUGAAAAUGAUAAUGUACUUUUUCAGUAAGACUCUAGUAAGACCACAAUACUGUCUAAAAUGAAAGACAAUCCAAUGGGUUAAAAAUUAAACUUACUAGCUUGUAUUUUUACUUUUUAUUGAGAGUCACAUAAAUGGAACAGAAAAUGGUGGUAAUAGCAAAAUCUUUCCAUAUGGUUUUUGUAUCUCUUACCACUUAUACCACUUAUGUUUUCUUUUUUGAAAGUAUACCUCUGAUGGAUACAUAUGAUCAAAUAUAAUUUCUUCUCUUCUUCAGAAGGGGAAGAGCUGAUAUUUUAAACUCAUUUCAAUGUUACAGAAUGAAUGUGUCACAUUAUUUUAUAAGUCUCAAUUUUGAGACCAAUGUAUAUUGCAAAGACUAAUUCAGAGUUUCAUAUUGCACCAUAGAAAGUCAUCUAAAUUAUUACAAAAAGAAGAUUAUGAUUACUAAAUGUUAUUAGUUAUGGAUGUGCUCUUGAGCAUUUCAAAAAAAUCAAAAUAGAGUAUGAAGUUUUCAUCUUGUCCAAAGUUAUUAUGCAUAAUUUUCAUAGCAGUUUACUUCCUUUUUUGCUUACAGUUUCAAAAACUAUGAGUGAGCUUUCAGUUUUCUAUACAAAUAUAAAAAAUACCAUGGGUAUUCUUCAAGACUGCAAUAUUCACCUUUUAGAAUUUUAUUUUAAUUUCUCCCAGUAGUUUUAUUUUUCACAGAUGGUAAUUAUUUGCAACAUUCAUGAAUGUUUUACCUCCUUUUACUAUCCUGAAAGCUUUUUCCAGUAAAUGGAGAAAUGGUCCCAAAGCAGAAGGAGAACUGAGAGGGGCAAACUGGCCUGCUUUAAUUCACAAGCUGGAUAACUGACAACCCAAAGUUGUAAGUUAGAUAUAUUUUGCUUUUAAAGCCAUAUUCUGAGGCUGUAUUUGGAUAAAAUAGGUUCUUCCCUAAAUUAUUGCUAGUUACUGGAUUCUUUAUGACUACCAACCACUCAUAUUCCAAUGGAUACUUUUCCUUGCUAAUUGCAUCACAAAGGAGAGUUACUGUCUUUGUGGGAAAAGAGGAUAAGGAUGUUAGGAUGGAGGAAAUCACAAUGUAGCUCUGAGUGUUUAUGACACUAUUUUGUGAAUUCCUAAAUAUGUUUAGAAUUUUGGAGAACAAAUAAUGCUGAAAUUGGGAUAUUAACAAAAUCAUUGUAAGAAUGAUCAGCAAGCAGGCCUUUUCAUGGAGCAAUUUUAGUCAUUUUUUUGGUUCAGAUUCAUAAUUUGUUCAUGAAUGAGACACAGUUUCAAAGGUCUGAUGUAUGAUAUCAAUCCAGUUUCUUGGCCACUCACUUGUGUUAGCUUAAAUCACAAUGGUGACUUAAUUUGCUAGAGUGAAAAGAAUGUCUAACAUGUCUCCCCCUAGGGGAAAAAAUUUUUUUUAAAGAGUAAAUAUAUGAAACUACCCAGUUAGUUAUUAACAAUUGAAUUUGAUUCCUCUAGCUACCCAAGUCUGACUUUUUUUGAGUGCUAUAAUUUUCUUGCCCACAUUUCCAUCUUUAGACUCAUCUAGUUCUGAUAUGAGGAAGAUGUAAAUAAAAGCCAUGUGCUCAUUAUUUAUGUAUACUGCCUGGUACCCUGUGGACUAAGAUUGUGUUCAUGCUUAUUCCUUAAUGAGAAACUAAGAAGACACAGUAAUAAACUGUGAAAGUCUCUAGAGGCCAUAGAAAUGUUUUAGUAAUAUAAAAUAUUCCUUAGUUUUUAUUAUAAAUUUUUUAUUCAUAGAGUUAAAAUAUAUCAGUAUAAGUGAUAGUAUGGGUCUGACUCUCUUCUAGGAGAGAACAUACCUUUUUAUGUGAAAAACUCCAGAAGCUAUUCAGUCUUACCAGAGUUUUUAAUAGGGAGUUUGGUUUACUUGUGAUGAAAGCAUAUUUUCAUUCUGUUAUUAAAAGAUAUAUCCCUGAUAUUCUGUGACUAAUGCUUUCCAGAACUGCAUAUGAUUGAAGUUAUUCCAGAACUGCCCAAGAAGCAACCUUUUAAUGUUAAAUUAUCAUAUAUGAAUAUUGUAUGAGAUUGCAGAUUAGUUUUCACUGUAAUAAUCCAGCAUUGUAAUAGUAUUUGCUUCAUGUAGUCUGUUGAAAGAACUAUUGUGAUUCAUAUUAUGAUUAUUAGCAACAAUUUUUAUUUUAUCUUGCAUGUGUAAAAAUUAAAUUAUAGUAAGAUCAAAUAUGAAAAUGGCAAUAGGAAUAUUAGAUGCAAAGAUCUAUACACAUUUUUUCAUAUCUCUGAAUUAGGUCUAAAUACACAAAACUCUUUUUAGUUCUCCCCCUGAAACUAACAUGAACCAAACUCAAGCCAAAAACCCCAGUCUUCUCAUCCAAUACUUACAUGCAGCUAGAUGAUAGUGGCUUGUAGACAUCAAGAGAAAGAUUUCAUUCUAAUUCUUUUUUCAUUAGAAAGUAUAUGAUUAUAAACUUUAGUUAUCUAACUUUAAAUUUCAUAUUUUAAUAUAAAUUAAUCCAAAUGCUUUCUUCUUUAGCAUAACAAAGUCAUUCCAUUUAAAAAUUCUCUUUAAAUCUAAACUUCCACAUUACUUGACAUUUUCAAAAGUACCAAAAAAUUGAUAGUUGCAUAAGCUCUAUUAUUUGUAGUUUUCUAUAAAGCAUUUGAUUAAUUCUUAUAUGUAUAUUCUUCAAAAUAUAAUAGCAAAUAUGUUGAGAAGAGUGACAAUAAAUACCUUCCUCUUCUGUUCUGUGAUGCUUUUUCAACAUUUUGAGUCUUAGUUUACUUGGUCCUAAGGGUUAAACGAUAAAAAGUGUAAGUACAAUUGUUGUGUUCUUGUGACCUGGUGAUUUGUGAAAAUUUCUUUUAUCUUGAGAUUGAGAAAUUUAAUAAAACUUUCCAGAACUGAAUUAGUUAUCUAAAUAUUUUGGACUAAUGCUACUUACAAAUAAAUUUUGAAAAUGUAUUAAUCGAAAUUUUAUUCCUUACACUUUUUUUUUCUUUCUUUUCUUCUUUUUUAAACUUCAAGUUCCAUUUAAACUUUUGACCUUUGCAUGGAAAAGUCAAGAAAAGAGAAAUCCUGCUUUUUAAAAUAUUGGUUUAUAGUGGUAUAUUUUUGCCUCAGCAAUAAUAAAACUUAGAUAAGAUGUGCUAUUGGAUCAAGUUCAGUUUUUCUGCUGAGAUUUUUGAGAACAAGGUUGACUUUUCAAUGUCCAAAAAGCAUUAAUUAUUUGGAUCCAUAUGAACCAAGACACAUGGCUGCAAAUAACACUCUUGUGACCAAAAAUGUUAAAUUAAAAUUAAUUGCACACUUUGAGAUUGUUGCCUUUCUUGGUGUUUUUUUCUUUUUGCCUUAUUAUGAGUGGGUAUAUGGUAUUGAAGGAAAACUAUGCAGGUGAAACAUUUUGUAUUAACUGGACUGUAUUAACUAAAAAGAGCUACACAAAGUUUUUAUUUUAUCCUCACCUGCCAAUUUGAAAACUGUUGGUAAAAUAAUUAUUCAAUAGGCUAAUAUUUUCUAAAUUAGUAAGACUUACCUACAAAAGUUACCAGAUAAUGCUGAUAUUUCUCUUUCAAAGACUAACAACAAAAGUUUUAGUCCUGAGCUGGUUGGUUCAUUUAAUAACUAAUAUGCAUACUGCAACUUUGAAUAUUAAUAGAUUGGCUGAAGGUUUUAGGUUUGAAGAUUAGUUUGAAAGCAAUACAUUUGCCCCCGUGAAUCAUGAUGCAGAUUAUCCCCAUGUGUUUUACUGCGUGUAUAUGAAUGCAAAUGUUGUUACAGAAAAUAUGCUUGAAAUGUCAAUACAGUCUGCAAUUAGUACUGCAUCGUCAUGCUUCAGCAUGUGAUACCUGUAUGAUGACAUUAUUUCAACUACUCAAAUAUGUUACUGUAAUAAAAAUGUUUAACAUAAGAAAG